AGCAAACGCUGCCUGCUGCCAGCAAAGAAUGAAUCAUACAUAGCGCAUCAGCUACAGGAUCAGUAGACCAUUUUGUGGAUGAUCAUAUUGAACAAUCAAUAUAAUGAGAAUGACCAUCCAUCAUGAUGUUCUAUUUCUUGAGGACGAGCGGCAUGCCUCGAGAACACCUUUUUCAUCUUGUAGCUUCACGAUGAAGUCAUGUUCUCUCAACUUCAAGAGACAUCUCAGGAUCUUCUCCUCUAACCUCCCACGAAUGGAGUCGUGUUGCACGAACACCGGAAGAGAUGUUACUAGAGGCACGAUGUGAGUACUUGAAAAAGCAAACUCAUGAAGGUCUUUUCCACUACUCAUCAACGACUACUGCGCGACUCACUAGUUCUUGUGGAAGACGAGUGGGCUACGCCAGGAGUUGUGAGGUGGGAAGAGGAAGAGGAGGCUACGCCACGAAUGUAUUGAUAAAAAGCCAGGAAUGGGAGAAGCGAACGCAGAAGCCAGGUGGAGCGGCAGGAGCGUGUUAAGAAGCUAGGAGCUGCAGAAGCGCUUUAAGAAUACACCUGAUAACUCAAAGAUGAGCAGGAGGAGCAGCAGGAUUUUUUUGAAAUUUUUAAGGGGAACAGGUGACAGGAAGAGGAGCAGGAGGAUGAAUAGUAGAGCACCACUGAUCAGGGCAACUCAGCCAUCAAGGUGAUAGUAAGAGGCGCCGGUAAGGAUAAUGAUGUAUAUUUUUGAUUUCUUCGAGGAAAUUAUCUUCUUCUUCGCGAUCGCGACCAUUAUUGAUUACUAUUGAAAAUUACGAUUACUGAAAAUCGACAACGAAGUGUUAUUCUUGCAGAUUCUUGAUACUCGUGAUCAUUACUAACGACCAUCUUGACAACUACGUAGACGCACUAUUGAUUACUAAAACUAAUACUACUCAUUAUCACAACCGGCGUUGUCAUGACGGUGUAAGCUUUUUCUCAGACUUGAUCAGGUAGCAGGGUCAGGCAUGAGGUACAUGGCGAUGACGGAUGACCAUGACCACAUCGUGGAGUCAACGCAGAUGUUCACAUUAUCAACCAGUCAAGCUGCAGGUGGCGAGUGGAAAACGGGAGCGAACCCAGAAACUCGGCGCCAAGAAACCAGAAGAAACAUGAAGGCCCUAGUUUAGAGUAGCGUCACGAACAGGAUCAUAUGUCCGGAGAAACCAUCAACAGUGAUCGUGAUUAUCCUCGCCACAGCCCAAAUCUGCAAUGUCAUGAGAGUUAAACAACAACUCAAUAUGCCAUGCUAGGAGCUGCUGCUAGCCAGACGAGUGGA
This is a messenger RNA of Amoebophrya sp. A25, 1296 nucleotides long. The record is from the annotation of a GenBank genome assembly. NCBI's taxonomy places the organism in Eukaryota, Dinophyceae, Syndiniales, Amoebophryaceae.